GAGGGAGGGGGAGGGCCCAGCGCCCAGAAGCCGGGCUCCCAGAACAGCUCCCCGUGAUGCUGCUGCUGUGGGUGUCGGUGGUCGCAACCUCAGCGCUGGCAGCACCAGCUCCUGGGGCAGGUGGGCAGAAGCGGGGAGCAGUUCAGGCUUGGCCAGAUGCGCCUAACGUGGUGCUAGUCGUGAGCGACUCCUUCGAUGGAAGGCUAACAUUUUAUCCAGGAAGUCAGGUAGUGAAACUUCCUUUUAUCAACUUCAUGAAAGUACAUGGCACUUCCUUUCUGAAUGCCUACACAAACUCUCCCAUCUGCUGCCCAUCACGCGCAGCUAUGUGGAGUGGCCUCUUCACUCACUUAACAGAAUCUUGGAAUAACUUUAAGGGCUUAGAUCCAAAUUAUACAACAUGGAUGGACGUCAUGGAGAAGCAUGGCUACCGAAUACAAAAAUUUGGAAAACUGGACUAUACUUCAGGACAUCACUCUGUCAGCAAUCGUGUGGAAGCCUGGACAAGAGAUGUUGCUUUCUUACUCAGACAAGAAGGCAGGCCUAUGGUUAACCUUGUCCCUAAAAAGACUAAAGUGAGAGUGAUGGAAGGUGACUGGAAAAAUACAGACAGAGCAGUAAAUUGGUUAAGAAAGGAAGCAAUUAAUUACACUCAACCAUUUGUUCUAUACUUGGGAUUAAAUCUACCACACCCAUAUCCUUCACCAUCUUCAGGAGAAAAUUUUGGAUCUUCAACAUUUCACACAUCUCUUUAUUGGCUUAAAAAAGUGUCUUAUGAUGCCAUCAAAAUCCCAAAGUGGUCACCUCUGUCAGAAAUGCACCCUGUAGAUUAUUACUCUUCUUAUUCCAAAAACUGCACUGGGAAGUUUACAGAAAAAGAAAUUAAGGAUAUUAGAGCAUUUUAUUAUGCUAUGUGUGCUGAGACAGAUGCUAUGCUUGGUGAAAUUAUUUUGGCUCUUCACCAGUUAAGGCUUCUUCAGAAAACUAUUGUCAUGUACACCUCAGACCACGGAGAGCUAGCCAUGGAGCACCGUCAGUUUUAUAAAAUGAGUAUGUACGAAGCUAGCGCCCACGUCCCACUCCUGAUCAUGGGACCAGGAAUUAAGGCCGGCCUGCAAGUACCAAAUGUGGUUUCUCUUGUGGAUAUUUACCCUACUAUGCUUGAUAUUGCUGGAAUUCCUCUGCCUCAGAACCUGAGUGGAUACUCUCUGUUGCCAUUAUCAUCAGAAAAGUUUAAGAAGGAACAAAAAUUCAAACACCUACAUCCGCCCUGGAUUCUGAGUGAAUUCCAUGGAUGCAAUGUGAAUGCUUCUGCCUACAUGCUUCGAACUAACCAGUGGAAGUAUAUAGCCUACUCUGAUGGUGCUUCAGUAUUGCCUCAACUCUUUGAUCUUUCUUCAGAUCCAGAUGAACUAACAAAUAUUGCUACAGAAUUUCCAGAAGUUACUUCUUCUUUGGAUCAGAAGCUUCGUUCCAUUAUAAAUUACCCUAAGGUUUCUGCUUUGGUCCACCAAUACAAUAAAAAGCAGUUUAUCAAGUGGAAACAAAGUAUAGGGCAAAACUAUUCAACUGUCAUAGCAAACCUUAGGUGGCAUCAGGACUGGCUGAAAGAACCAAGCAAGUAUGAAAGUGCCAUCGAUCAGUGGCUUAAAACCCACUCUGACCCAAAAAAAAUUUGAACAAAAAUAAGAAAAUAAUGUUCUAGAGCUAUAUACUAAACAUGUUAAAAGAUCAUGAUUAAUUAUGCAUUUUAAACAUUAGCUUUAAUAAUUACUGAUUUUUAGUUAAAUAAUGUACUCUUUUAAAAUAAAAUACCAAUCAUUAUAUUGAUUGAAUUACAUAUUUUCAAACUGAUUACUAUCAAGACCUUAUUCUUAUCAACUUCUAAGAACUUAACCAAAGUAUUAAAAGGAUGGAAGCAAAUACUUUUAAUAUAAAGUUGUGUUCCCCUGAAUAUUAUGGAAUAUAGAAUAUUUUAAUAAUUAUUAUUACUUAUGAACCAUAAAAUAGUUAUUUUUGAGUA
Molecule: messenger RNA, 2023 nt
Organism: Hippopotamus amphibius kiboko
Lineage: Eukaryota; Metazoa; Chordata; Mammalia; Artiodactyla; Hippopotamidae
Gene: ARSK
Product: arylsulfatase family member K
Exons: 8
Coding region: 57-1679 (540 amino acids)
Source: RefSeq, a predicted model, not a curated record